Sebastes umbrosus (honeycomb rockfish) is the source of this 2235-nucleotide messenger RNA. Its product is annotated as protein Wnt-8a-like. Gene Ontology annotation, cellular component: extracellular region. Gene Ontology annotation, molecular function: frizzled binding; cytokine activity. Gene Ontology annotation, biological process: cell fate commitment; neuron differentiation; canonical Wnt signaling pathway. The record is from RefSeq and is a predicted model, not a curated record. The coding region runs from base 979 to 2061 and encodes 360 amino acids. NCBI's taxonomy places the organism in Eukaryota, Metazoa, Chordata, Actinopteri, Perciformes, Sebastidae. The transcript has 6 exons.
UGAUGAGUGUUGAUGAAGCUGUGGCUAAAUCAAAGAAGAUAAUCAGCAGAAUUAAAUGUGAUGGGACUAAUUUGCUGGAUAAUCCCAGAUUUCUAUAAUAAUCAGAUUUUAGGUUUAAAUAUACAAAUUAAACCAUCUAUAGACAAUAUUACAACUUACAAUUUAAUGGUUAAAGCUCUCAUGUGUUUAUACUCUUGUAAAUUCCAGACUGUUUUCACACCGAGUUGCUUUCCCAGGGAAACAUCUAUUAUCCUAUUAUCACGACGAUGCCAAUGUCGCCGAUGUGUGAGGCAGUAUUUACAUGACUAUAUACCAUCAGCUCCUGAAAGACUUUAUGGCUUUGUAGUCACUGGGCAUUCUUUCUCCCUGAGACACUGGUGCCACAUUUCCCAAACGUUUCCAACUACACAUAAAACCUCAGUUCUGUAUUUCCAUGAACGUAUAUGACUGUGAUUUAAUAAUUAUAAACCAGAUAUAUAAUAUAUUGUAAAAACCCAAUUUGAGCUGUGUAGUUAUAUAUUUGUGGCCUGAGUGCAGCAGCUCAACUCCUCUUCAAAUCCCCCAAACCAUAAAUCACUACAAUAUUUCUAUAUCAGUAUGAUUAAUGUGGGGGUUUUAUUUGUCCCAUUUGUAAUACACAUUAUGGGGAUGAUAUAUACUGGAUAAUGCUUCAUUUCGUGGGAAAGGUGCAUAAGGAUUAGAGCCUGGGAACGACAGGUGAAUGAAUGAGGAGCUGUUUAACUGUCUGCGUCACUUCUUUGAAGUGCAAUCAAUGUCGUAGUCCACGCAUUUUCACAGCGAAACGUUACCUGCGGGACAAAUCUGUCAAUCAAAGGGGGGCAAGAGCAUAUAAAUAUCAUCAGCCAGCGUGGAGUCUGGCUACUUCUUCAGUUGCCUCUCUCUCUCUCUCUCUUGCCACUCAUAUCUGGGAUACUAAAGGAAACUAUCAGGCCUCCUGUUUGGAAUACAGCUGCUGCUAUGGGACCUUUGGAUUUCCUUCCAGUCGUGGUUCUAUCCAUGUGCUGUCAUCAUGCUCAGUUUGCAUUAGCUUGGACGGUGAAUAAUUUCCUCAUGACUGGACCGAAGGCUUUUCUGACCUAUGCAGGUAGUGUGCAAGUGGGCGCUCAGAGUGGAAUACACGAGUGUAAACACCAGUUCGCAUGGGAGAGGUGGAACUGCCCGGAAAACACGCUCCAAUUAUCCACACACAACGGCCUUCGAAGUGCCACAAAGGAGACGUCUUUCGUGCACGCCAUCAGUGCAGCCGGAGUGAUGUACACGCUCACCAAGAACUGCAGUAUGGGAGACUUUGACAACUGCGGCUGUGACGACUCCAGGAUUGGACAGACAGGUGGCAGAGGAUGGAUUUGGGGAGGUUGCAGUGACAAUGUGGCGUUUGGAGAGAAGAUCUCCAAACAGUUUGUUGACGCGCUGGAAGGUGGACAGGACUCGCGCGCAGCAGUCAACCUGCAUAACAACGAAGCAGGCAGACUGGCAAUCAAAGCUACCAUGAGGAGAGCCUGUAAGUGUCACGGAGUGUCAGGGAGCUGCAACAUCCAAACGUGCUGGAUGCAGCUGGCCGACUUCAGAGAGGUGGGCAACUACCUGAAGAUGAAGCACGGACACGCAAAGAAGCUGGAGAUGGACAAGAAGCCGGCGAGGGCAGGGAACAGCGCGGACAACCGAGGGGCCAUAGCGCACGCUUUCCGGAGCAUCGCUCGCACGGAGCUCGUUUACCUGGAAGAUUCCUCGGAUUACUGCGUGAGGAACCAGAGCCUGGGCAAUCAUGGCACUGAGGGGCGGGAGUGCCUGAAGGGCAACAAGAACAUGUCCCAGUGGGAGAGGAAGAGCUGCCGCAGGCUGUGCUACGGAUGCGGCCUCAGAGUGGUGGAGAAGCGCAUCGAGGUCGUCAGCAGCUGUAACUGCAAGUUCCACUGGUGCUGCACGGUGAAGUGCGACCGAUGCACUCAGGUUGUUACUAAGUAUUACUGCGCGCGUAAAGUCGGAGGGAGAAAACCGCAUAAUAAAACCAAGCGCAGGCACCGUGCGCGCCAGCACUGAUGGCACAUUUGUUGCAUAUAGACUAUCAUCAUUGCUUUUCAUUUAUUUUUUAGCAUUAUGGACAUCAAUAAGCUUUAUUCUGUAUCAUUUUCAACUCUCACCUGAAACCUUUUAAUGCACUUGAUUUAAAGGUCCCAUAUCGUGCUCAUUUUCAGGUUCAUACUUGUAUUUUGU